Messenger RNA from Rodentolepis nana, 603 nucleotides. The record is from the annotation of a GenBank genome assembly. Lineage: Eukaryota; Metazoa; Platyhelminthes; Cestoda; Cyclophyllidea; Hymenolepididae.
AUGUUGUCAGUGAAUAACGCGAUCUUCUACCGCCCUAAGGACAAGUUGGUACAUGCGGACGCUGCCCGGAAGGCCUUCAGCCACAUCACUGGUGACCAUAUCACCCUUAUGACUGUCUACAACCAGUGGGCUGAUGCUGACUUCUCUGCCCAAUGGUGCUAUGAACACUUCAUCCAACACCGAACCAUGAAACGCGCCAGGGAUAUUCGCGAUCAGUUCGUCACUCUCUUAGAGCGAGUUGAAAUCCCAUCCACCAGCAACCCAGGCGACCACGUUGCCAUUAGGAAGGCGCUAACUGCAGGAUUCUUUUACCACACCGCAAGGUUUACUGGAAAUGGUUACAAGACCGUGAAACACCAGCACACAAUCCAUCCCCAUCCAAACAGUGCGUUGGCCGAGGAGCAGCCUCGUUGGGUUCUUUACCACGAAUUGGUCUUCACUACAAGAGAGUUUAUGCGUCAGGUAACUGAGAUUGAGCCCCGUUGGCUGACAGAAGUGGCCCCUCACUACUACAAGGCGAGUGAAAUUGAGGAGGCCACAAAGAAGAUGCCUAAGAAUAAGGGUGUUGCAAGGGCGGAUUUGAUUGCUCGUGAAGAGGGCUGA